This is a messenger RNA of Magnolia sinica, 2771 nucleotides long. RefSeq lists its product as uncharacterized. The coding region runs from base 153 to 2606 and encodes 817 amino acids. The record is from RefSeq and is a predicted model, not a curated record. The transcript has 10 exons. NCBI's taxonomy places the organism in Eukaryota, Viridiplantae, Streptophyta, Magnoliopsida, Magnoliales, Magnoliaceae.
UUUCAUUUCCUCAAUCGAAAUUUCUAAGGAAAUCGAAGUUCUUUCACUCCGAUUCUCGGAUUUCUAGGGUUUUCAUCCCUUUCUUUCUCUCUACAUCUACCUCUCUUAAAAUCUUCGCGAUUCUCUUGUUCGAUUCUCGAUUCAAUCCACUGAUGUCAGUUGCAAAACUGAGAACCAGUUUCAUUCCUGACGCAAUGAAGCCUGAGCAGAAGGCUGCGAAGGCAGAGAAGGAAGGACAUGACUCCCUUGAUACUUUCAUCAGGCAAGCAAUAGGGAAAGAUCCUUUUCUUUCUUUCUCAAGGCCUGGUGAAAGUCCAAUUCAGUGGAUCCAAUUACUUCAGGCUUUAGAUCCACAAGGAGGUAACAAGCUUUCUAAGGGUCCAAAGGUUGAUAAUGCUAUAGAAGGGAAGGAGCGACCUCUAGAACAUGGCACUGGUAUGAGCUCAUUUGUAUCUAAGAUGAAUGGUAUAAAGGAAUCUGUUCCCUCUAAAAAGUGUAGUGGAGUCCCUAUAAAGGGGACACAAAGCACCUCUGAACAAAUGCAAACUCUCAAAAUUCCUGAAGCUGUUGUUGCCUUGGCGCAAGCCGCUGCUAAGGCCAAUGGUGAGCCUGAUAAUGUAUGUCAAGUGUCACAAGCAGGUCUCCCAGGUUGGCCCUUGUUGGCGCCUCCUAAGGUGCAAAAAUGUGACAAGUGCUCCCGAGAAUUUUGUUCGUCCAUUAACUAUAGGCGCCACAUACGUGUUCACCGACGCUCACUAAAUAUUGAUAAGGACUCUCCCACGAACAGGGAUUUCCUGGGUGCAUUCUGGGACAAGCUCUCUUCGGAUGAAGCAAGGGAAAUUGUAUCGUUCAAGAGUGUGACACUUGAGGAAGUUGCUGGAUCUUCUAUUAUAAGAGCAUUGACGUCAUUUAUCCGAAAACCUGGGUUUUGUUCACUGCCACAAAUUUACAUAAAGGCUGGUGCAGCUCUUGUGGAUGUUGUCCAAGCUAUGCCUUCCAGAUUUCCUAUAUCUUCCAAGGAAUUAUUCAGUAUACUUGAUGAUGCAAGCGAGAAGACAUUCUUGUGUGCUGGAAUGGCUGCAUCCAUGCAAAAAUUUGUUUUUGACGGAGAAGCAGGGAAGAUUGGUCUUGAGACGAAGAAUCUUAUUGCUUGCACCAGUUUUCUGGUGGAACAGAAACUGGUUAAAGCGUGGCUGGCUGAGAAGGAUGAAGAAGCUCUAAGGUGCGAGAAGCAGCUUGUGGCAGAAGAGGAAGCUGCGCAGAAAAGACAAGCUGAACUAUUGGAAAGGAAGCGGUUGAAGAAAUUGAAGCAGAAAGAGCAGAAAGCAAAGGAGCAAGCUGACAGAGAGAAGGCAGAUUUCAAGGAGGGUUCACCAGAUGGUGUCGAGGGUGCACCAUAUCUUUCAGAAACAUCCUACCCAUGGUCUUCCUCCGGAUCUGAUUCCAGCACUACAGAAGCACCAUCCGAUCCUGUCAAGCUGCAUCUGGAGCCUGUCCAAUCUUUGGAUGUUGAUGUGGAAGCAUGUGGGCCCCGACACCUGAGAGAUGGUGAUAUCAGCAUGGACACAGUUUGUGGAGAUACCAACUUGGCUGGUAGUGAUAGCGUAGACGCACGAGUCUGGAUGCAGCAGCAGGACAGCAACCAGCUAUUGCCAGCUAUUGCUCCCCAGCCGGUGUCACUGAAACUGUGGAGAAACACUCAAAAUGCUUACCAUCUGAGUCAUGUUCAACCAUCGAAGCCAGUCGUGCAGAAACACAACAGCUACAGGGAUCAGAGGGCUGUUUCUUCUUUAGCCAGUAAUGGCCACAAGGUCUGGACUCGGAAGACCAAGCUUGAGUGUGUAGGGGAGGGUUCGGACAUUAGAGUACAGAGAGAAUCUAGAGACCCAUCAGAUCAAGGCAACAGCAGCCAGGUCGUGAUUGGUUCUAUAUCUGUCAGGCUUGGAGAUCCUAAUAGUCAAGAUGAUGUGCCGGCUGUGGCUCUCGAACGAUGCACCGGUGACCUCCAAAUUCUGAGACCAGAGAAGCCCAUGAAAACGGACCCCAUUCAAAGUGGGGCCAACCGGUCGACAGUGAAGCUCUGGAGGCCAGUGAGUCGGCAGGAAUUUGGUGGCCCGACUGCAGAUCACAUUGAUAAAAGAGAAGAAGCUGGACUCAAUGAAGCUUCUGGUGAGGUUGCCGUUCGAGCUUUGUCAGAUGAGAGGUCUCUGGCUCAGUGUGCAACAGGCGAUGAUAGUUCCUUCCGAUGCAAGGACUCUUCAACAGUGUCAGAAGGUGGAGAUCCAACCGGUCUGAGGUUGUUCUCAAGCCAUGAUGCAGUGGCCUUUUUCAGUCAGCGAUGGAAGGAGGCUAUGGCUGGAGAUCAUGUGGAGCUGGUCCUCCCAUCCCCCGAAACCAAACCACCUGAUUGCCUUGAGACCCUGGAUGGCAAUCAUGCCAAUCCACCAUCACCAUCACCACUGGAUGGCGAUCAGAGCACUGCCCCUGGCAAUGCAGAGAACCAGUUUUCUGGGGCGCCCAUGGGCCCCAUUAAGUCCAAGCAUGGAGCAAAGGUGGAAAAAGGUAGGAGGCUGAAAUACAUCCCAAAGCAGAGAAGCAAUGCCUGAGAAGAAGGGUAGGAAUUAAUGUGAUAUCAGAGAAGUGCAGUUCCAGCCCCAGAUACAUUCUUAGCAGAGGUUCCAGUUUUAGUAGAGAGCUCUUCUGUGUGAAAGAACAGAAAAAAGAAAGGCAUCGGCAGCAUAUAUGUUAAUGGGCUAGAUUGCAGUUUUUUU